Purpureocillium lilacinum is the source of this 1431-nucleotide messenger RNA. RefSeq lists its product as uncharacterized. The record is from RefSeq and is a predicted model, not a curated record. NCBI's taxonomy places the organism in Eukaryota, Fungi, Ascomycota, Sordariomycetes, Hypocreales, Ophiocordycipitaceae. Gene Ontology annotation, molecular function: oxidoreductase activity; flavin adenine dinucleotide binding.
AUGUCUAAAAACUACGCAGCCGUGGUGAUCGGGUCGGGCCAGGGCGGCACGCCGCUCAGCAUGGCCUUUGCGCAGGCCGGCCACAAGACGGCCUUGAUCGAGAGCACCCACGUCGGCGGCUGCUGCGUCAACGAGGGCUGCACCCCGACCAAGACCAUGAUCGCCUCCGGGCGGGUCGCCUACCUCGCCCGACGCGGCAAGGACUACGGCGUGACCGUGGGCGGCGGCAACGAGGUGCAGGUGGCCAUGGAAAAAGUGAGGCAGCGCAAGCGCGACAUUGUCGACAGCUUCCGCUCCGGCAGCGAGCGCAGGGUCCGCGACGCCGGCGUCGAGCUCAUCAGGGGCGAGGCGAGCUUUGAGGAUGACCAUACGCUCCGCGUGCGCACCCACGACGGCGCGGGGGCAACGCUGACGGCGGACCGCAUCUUCAUUUGUGCCGGGGAGCGACCCGCUACUCCCAAGAUUGACGGCUUCGACGCAUCGUCGUUCCCCCCCGGUGUCGUCCUCAACUCGACGUCCAUCCAGGAGCUGGGCGAGGUGCCGUCGCAUCUCGUCGUCAUCGGCGGCGGCUACAUCGGCCUCGAGUUUGGUCAGCUGUUCCGUCGUCUGGGCGCCGAGGUGACCAUCCUGCAGCGCGGGAAGCAGCUGCUGCCACGCGAGGACCCUGAGGUGGCCGAGGCAAUGCUCAAGAUUGUGCAGGAGGACGGCAUCAAGGUCCUGCUCAACACGUCGCCGACGGCCGUCCGUGCCGGUGCCGGUGACCGCACGGCAGCCGUGUCCGUCUCCACCACUGGUUCCGGACCGGACGCCGAGCUGCGCGGAUCGCACGUCCUCUUCGCCGCUGGCCGCGUCCCCAACACCGACCGGCUCAACCUCCCAGCCGCAGGCAUCGAGACGACGGCGCGCGGCCACGUCACGGUCGACGCGCAGCUGCGCACCACCAACGCGCGUGUGUGGGCGCUCGGCGAUGUCAAGGGCCCGCCUGCCUUCACGCACGUCUCGUACGACGACUUCCGGCUGCUGCGCGCCAACCUUCUCGAGAAAGCCGCGACGCCGCUGACGGCCGCGGGCCGGAUCCUGCCCUACGUCGUCUACACGGACCCGCAGCUGGGCCACGUUGGCUUGCACGAGCACGAGGCGCGGCGCGACCUGGCGCCGGGCCGCACCAUCCAGGUCGCCAGCAUGCCCAUGUCGUACGUGGCGCGCGCGCUCGAGACGGACGAGACGCGCGGCCUGAUGCGCGCCGUCGUCGACGCCGACUCGCAACAGAUCCUCGGCUUCACCUGCCUGGGCCUCGAGGGCGGCGAGAUCAUGAGCGUUGUGCAGAUGGCCAUGGUUGGGCGCGUCAAGUGGACGGCCCUGCGCGAUGCCGUCUGGGCGCACCCGUCGCUGGCCGAGAGCCUGAAUAACCUCUGGGGCUUCUUGAAGUGA